UGCUAUACACUGCAGGGACUAAGAAGGAGUUCCCUUAUCGCACAGUUGAUUAAUAACUCUGCAGUGUGAGCUAGCUUGGUGAUAGUCUUUAAAAAAGUCGCAUAUUAACAACACCGGGCUGUUCUUGUUGGACACGCCCCACCACGUGAUCUGACAGCUAUUCCGAUAAUCCGCCGAUCUGAGCUUGACAGCAUCAAGCAUGAAGCCAUCUCCCACUCUCGGUUGUCUCCGAUGCUUGGCCUCCCUUGUACCCGGUCAUGGGCCUGUCAGGUGUUCAUUGUGGGUUUCGGGACCACGGCAAGCAUGUUAAUGUCAAACAGAGAACCGUCUCGGGGCCAAGCAGCUGAUACAUGUCUCGACGAGGGAGGACUCUAUUCCCAUCCUCCUGAUGACCGUCAUUGGUCGUGUUUAAAUGGAAAUCAAAAUGAAGGGAGUUAUGUGUGCCUCAGAUUCGACACAAUGGCUUUGUCGGAUGACAGUGGCCGUAUGCUGCACUGGUCAACAUUUCUCCGGGCGCUAAUGCCCUCAGGGUUAUCCCCGAGAUGAUGCCCGAUACAAUUGUUCAAGACUCGGUAACUCUAUUACAGGAGGGGAAAAGCGCAACACGAUCACACCGACUGCAUGAAGCAAUAACUAACUACUGCGGUAUAUUCCAAUCUAUCUUCUGUUCAAUCCUCAACCUUUGAC
Aspergillus piperis CBS 112811 is the source of this 687-nucleotide messenger RNA. RefSeq lists its product as uncharacterized. The coding region runs from base 232 to 546 and encodes 104 amino acids. The record is from RefSeq and is a predicted model, not a curated record. The transcript has a single exon. NCBI's taxonomy places the organism in Eukaryota, Fungi, Ascomycota, Eurotiomycetes, Eurotiales, Aspergillaceae.